Messenger RNA from Pseudoliparis swirei, 2256 nucleotides. RefSeq names its product arf-GAP with dual PH domain-containing protein 1. Gene Ontology annotation, cellular component: plasma membrane; intracellular membrane-bounded organelle. The record is from RefSeq and is a predicted model, not a curated record. Gene Ontology annotation, biological process: positive regulation of GTPase activity. NCBI's taxonomy places the organism in Eukaryota, Metazoa, Chordata, Actinopteri, Perciformes, Liparidae. Gene Ontology annotation, molecular function: GTPase activator activity; phosphatidylinositol bisphosphate binding. Bases 71 to 1201 code for a protein of 376 amino acids. The transcript has 11 exons.
ACAGGUGACCGAGCAGUCGGUCGGUCCGCGGGUCUGUCGCUGUGAGGCUGGACGGAGAAGCGCGGUCACCAUGUCGGUGGAACCGGAGGGAAGCAACCGACUCCUGCGAGACGUGCUGGCGGCACCGGGCAACGGAACGUGCGCCGACUGCGGUAAUCCAGAGCCGGACUGGGCGUCGCUGACCCUGGGUGUGUUUGUUUGCCAGGCCUGCUCUCUCCUCCACCGGAGCAUCCCCGACAUCAGCCGGGUGAAGUCGGUCCAGGACACGUGGGCGGCCGGCGAGGUGGAGGCGAUGGCCGCCAAAGGAAACGAUGCAGCCAGGGCCAAAUACGAGCAGAAGGUUCCCGCCUUCUACUACAGACCAACGCACACCGACUGCAAGAUGCUGAGGGAGCAGUGGAUCAGAGCGAAGUACGAGAGGAACGAGUUUGAGUGCAUCGAGAAGCAGGAGCCGUACUCUGCAGGGUACAGAGAGGGGUUCCUGUGGAAACGAGGGAGAGACAACGGUCAGUUUCUCAGCAGGAAGUUCAUCCUGUCGGAGAGAGAGGGCGCGCUGAAGUACUUCAACAAGCAGGACGGCCGGGAUCCCAAAGCCGUGAUGAAGAUCGAGACCCUGAACGCCACCUUCCAGCCGGCCAAGAUCGGCAACCCGUGCGGCCUGCAGAUCACGUACCUGAAGGACAACAGCACGAGGAACAUCUUCGUCUACCACGGAGACGCCAAGGAGACGGUGGACUGGUUCAACGCCAUCCGGGCCGCCCGGUUCCACUACCUCCAGGUGGCCUUCCCCGGAGCGGGGGACGAGGAGCUGGUGCCGAAGCUGACCCGCAACUUCAUGAAGGAAGGGUUCAUGGAGAAGACGGGCCCCAAGCACACGGAGGGCUUUAAGAAGAGGUGGUUCACGAUGGACGACAGGCGGCUCAUGUACUUCAAAGACCCUCUGGACGCCUUCGCCUGCGGCGAGGUCUUCAUCGGCAGCCAGGACAACCGCUACACGGUGCUGCCGGGCCUGCCGCCGGCCACCCAGGGCCAGCACUGGAGCCACGGCAUCACCAUCGGCACGCCGGACAGGAAGUUCCUGUUCGCCUGCGAGACGGAGGCGGAGCAGCGGGACUGGAUCUCGGCCUUCCAGAGGGUCAUCGACCGGCCAAUGAGGCCGCAGGAGUAUGCAGUGGAGGCCCACUUCAAACACAAGCCCUGAGGGGGGGGGGGUAAAGGAGAAGAAAGAGGAAGAGGCAGAGAGAAGCUGAACUCUCAUCGGAGGCCGAAGGCGAGAUGAUGUCAUCACGAUCACACCUCCUACCGACCUCCUUCUUCUCCUCCUCCCCCUCCUUCUUUUCCUCCUUCCUUUUUUUCUCCUUCUUCUCUCUCUUCUCGUCCUUCUUCUCUUUCUCCUUCUUCUUCACCUUCUUCUUCUCCUCCUCCUCCUACUCCUGCUUUGUCUUCUUCUCCUUCUCCUCCUCUUUCUUCUUCUUCAUCUUCUUCUUCUCCUCCUCCUCCUUCUCCUCCUACUCCUGCUUUGUCUUCUUAUCCUUCUCCUCCUCUUUCUUCUUCUUCUUCAUCUUCUUCUUCUCCUCCUUCCUCUCCUCCUCCUCCUUCUACUUCUCCUCCUCCCCCUCCUCCUUCCUUCUUCUUCUUCCUCUUCUUUCUUCUGCCUCUUCCUCUCCCCCCCCCCCUCCUCCUCCUCCUCCUGAAUGGUUCAUCCUCCCUGUAUCUAAUGUAAUUAUGUAAUCUAGAUUCAUUUCACUGGUCGCUUAACAGAAGACGACGCAUUGUUAAUUUAUUGAAUGUACAGUUUUGAUGACAGUGGCUUAGCGCACGUGUGUGUGUGUGUGUGUGUGUGUGAGUGUGUGUGUGUGUGUGUGUAAUCGUGAUGUUUUCCGUUGAGGACACUGAGGUUGAACCUCUGGCACUGAGACCCUGUUAAACCUGAAACCUACAAAGUGCUGUUAACAACACAAUAUGCAUUAAAACGACACACAAGGACACACAAAGACACACAAGGACACACAAACUCUCAGUGAUCACGUGGCUGCAGGAGCCCAUCGGGCCCUCCAGCCUGACCGCUGUUCUCUUUUAUUUGUACCGUUGUUGCCGCUUUUCAAACGAUUGUAAUGUAACAGGAUUGUAAUUUAUACGACAGUUAUCUCUUUUAUUUACAUUGUGCAUCUCAUGAGGCGCGUUGUCGUCGUGUUGGACCAGCGGCGGGUUGUCUCCUCGUGGACGCCUUGACGUGAAUACAGACCUGAACAUCCA